GUAAUCUACGGCCCAUUCUUAUAGAAGAUAGUGGCCCAGCUCAAGUUGCUGCUGGUAAAGAGUAACUACACCGGUCUUUCCGGAAAGAAAAAAAUCGACGUGGCGGCGGCGGUUCGGCCGAAGAAGCUCCGGCGAUGUUGAUUACGAGGCUGCUUUUCCGACUAAAAUGCACGAAGAAUUCGUUUCGAGAAUGGAAAGCAUUGGAUAUUAUAGGGAAAAAGGAGGCUGGCUUUGUCGAAGGCACGCAAUUUUUUGGGACCUCUAAUGGAUAUAUGCUGACAAAGUCAAUCGCGAGAAAAUUAGGGGAGGAAGUAAUAAAUGCACUUCACCUGGGACAGAGAAGUAGAGCUUCUGAUCUACUGUCUCAGCUUGGUAAUGGAGAACGAGCAUUGAAAGUGCGCUCUUUCAUUCCUAUCCUUCAGUUUUGUGCGAGUGCACCUGAUCCAUUGUUUGCGAUGGAAACUUGGAAACUUAUGAUGGAGAAGGAUGUGAAAUUGAGUGGCAAAUGUUAUUUUUUUACAAUUAAGGCUCUCUGUAAAGGUGGUUAUUUAGAUGAGGCAUUCAAUAUUCUGAGCAUUCAAAGGGAACAUUCAGAAAUAUAUCCAACUUUACGAGUCUACAAUUAUUUGUUAAAAGCCUCCGUUCAAAUGAAUAGCUUAAAUCAUGCUAAUGAAGUCUUGCAUUUGAUGGAGCAAGAGGGAAUGCUCAAAGACAUUAUUACGUACUCUCAGCUUCUCAAGCUUGCAGUCAUGCAGCAGAACCUCUCAGCAGUUCAUGAAAUUUGGAAGGAUUGUAUCAACUACUAUUCUCUGAGCAUUAUAACUCUUCGGAAGUUCAUAUGGGCUUUCACAAGAUUGAGAGAUUUAGAGUCUGCUUAUAUGGCCUUGCAGCAAAUGGUUGCUGCAGCUUCCCAGCAUAAAUUUAGCACCAUGGCAACUUAUGAGGAAAGGUUUCGUAUUUCAAGAUUGGAUGUUCCUAUCCCUUUCAGCGACAAUUUGGCACGGGAUAGAUACAUAAAGAGUAAUUAUACUUCUGUACCUUAUAGUCUCGUGUAUAACAAGAAAAAUUAUUUGAAUAAGGGGGUUAGAUUUGGAACGCAAGUGAGAGGAGUUGCAGAUGCUGGUAUGAGUUUGCCAGAACAGCCUUUCUCUAGACCUGUCAUGAAAUUGUUAAUGGCCUCCUUUGAUGACAUCAUUUCCUCUUGUGCUCAUUCUCGGAAAAUUAUGUUUGCUGAGCAAUUAAUGUUACAGAUGCGAAUUCUUGGCUUGGAACCAUCUUCUCGUACUUAUAAUGGCUACAUAAGAGCAUUGGUUUCUGUGAAGACUUUCCAUGAUGGCAUGGAAGUGUUAAAUGUCAUGCAACAGAAAAAUAUGAAGCCUUCGGAUUCAACUCUUGCUGCACUAUCAGUUAGCUGCAGCAAGGGUUUGCAACUGGACUUGGCUGAGGCAUUCCUGGAUCAAGUAUCAAAAUGUAAUCAUGUCAAUCUUUUCAAUGAGUUCCUUAAAGCAUGUGACACAGUGGAUAAACCUGAACGAGCUAUUAGGGUAUGGGCGAGAAUGAAAUAUAGGAAUCAUAUUCCAGAUAUCAGAACAUAUGAGCUGUUGUUUUCAUUAUUUGGCAACGUCAACGCACCUUAUGACAAUGCAAAUAUGUCGUCACAAGCUGAUGCUGCUAAAAGGAUAAAGGCCAUAGAAAUGGAUAUGAUGAGGCAUGGCAUCCAGCACAAUCUUUUUUCACUACAAAACCUUCUGAAAGCUCUUGGUAGGGAGAAAAUGAUCAAGGAGCUGACACAGUACGUACGCAUUGCAGAGGAGCAGUGUAUAUAUAGAAAUACAAAUCUAGGAAUACAGAUUUAUAACACUUUUUUGCAUUCUCUUGUUGAGGCUAAAGAAAGUCAUAUGGCAAUUGAGAUAUUCAAGAAAAUGAUUUCGUGUGGACUAUCACCAAAUGUUUCAACUUAUGGCAUCAUGAUUGACUGCUGUAGCAUUAUAAAUUGCUAUACAUCUGCUUGUGCCCUGAUUUCAAGGAUGAUUCGUCAUGGCUUCCCUAUCAAUGUGGUAAUUUAUACAUGUCUGGUGAAGAUCCCGUCGAGGAGUGGAGCAUUCCAUGAGGCAUUUAGACUACUCGAUAUGGCAACCUCAGAUGCAAUUCGACCCAAUCUGUUGUUGUACAACGCCAUUCUGAAAAUAGCUAGUCAAAAGGGAAAAAUUGGUGUGCUCGAGCUGAUUAUAGAGAAGAUGCACAGGCUGAAAAUCCAACCAGAUCCAUCGACCUGCCGCCAUGUCUUCUCUGCAUAUGCAGAUAAUGGCUUCCACAGCACUGCCAUGGAAGCAUUGCAAGUCUUGAGUUUGAGAAUGAUUUCUGAAGAAGACGAUAUUCUCGAAGAGUACAGGUUGAAGUAUGAGAAUCUAAUAUUGGAUGAGGAAUCGGAAGCUGAAUCAAAAAUAAUCAAGGUUUUCAAAGAUUCGCCCUAUCUUGUCGUUUCCCUGCUGAAUUUAAGAUGGUAUGCCAUUCUUGUGUCACCACCGUCUUGGUUACCAGAUCAAAGUCCUUGGGCAAGGAGGGUUUCCAGUAAUUUUACAGCUAGGCUCGGUGGCUAGCUGAUUUAGAGAUGCUAACACCUACUACUUCUUUGUAUGGUCUUGAUCAUGCUACAGCGUUUGAUUUCUGCAUACUUGUAAUUGUCCAAGCAUAUAUGUCAGACAGGUGGGAAUGUUGAGCAUCUCUUUGGUAAAUAUUUGUGGCGCAGCUCGAUUCUGUAAAUCAUGGAGAGGGCGAGUUGUACUUUUCUGCAUUGGUUGGAAUGCUGGAUGAACAAUCAGGUAUGUACAAGUUGUAGAUGAUGUAUUCUGUAGAAUUAGAGGAUAACUCCUGGGAAUCGCGACGUGCCUGAUCUUCUCCAACAGACGAGACAGCGCUAUUUUAGACCAUUCGCCUCUGUCUGCAUAUACUAGCAUAUGCAGCUCUGUAACUCAAUUUUGUAAUAUUGUUUGUGAGAGGAGAGAGAUGCAAUAUGAAUCUCUAACUGGAUUUCAACACUUAUGAUCAGUUAGUUAUCUGUGUUGUGAAGAUCUUAACCUCUGUUAAAUUUGGAUGUUGGAUGCAUAUUGCAGAUCUUAACCUCUGUUAAAUUUUGUUAUUGGAUA
This is a messenger RNA of Salvia miltiorrhiza (redroot sage), 3146 nucleotides long. Its product is annotated as pentatricopeptide repeat-containing protein At1g76280. Lineage: Eukaryota; Viridiplantae; Streptophyta; Magnoliopsida; Lamiales; Lamiaceae. The transcript has 14 exons. Gene Ontology annotation, molecular function: protein binding. The record is from RefSeq and is a predicted model, not a curated record. Bases 135 to 2600 code for a protein of 821 amino acids.